CAGGUCUGCCGCCAUCAUUGUUAGUGGCAGUGAAGUCUUUGUGGAGGGUGCGGAGGCGCAGCAGCGGAGCUUCGUGAGGCAUCAGUCCGGGCCUCAGUGAGUGUCAUCCGGGCAGCAGCCAUGGUUCAGACGUGCUCAGCGUACGGUUGUAAAAACCGCUACCAUAAAGAUAAAGCCAUUUCCUUUCACAAGUUUCCUCUGGCACGCCCAGAUGUUUGCGGCAAAUGGGUGGCGGCAAUGAGGAGGAACAACUUCAAGCCGACAAAGUACAGCAACAUCUGCUCGCAGCACUUCACCAAAGACUGCUUCAAGAGAGAGUGCAACAACAGAGUGCUGAAGGAGAACGCUGUGCCAUCACUCUUCACCUUUAAUCUCAACAUCAAGUCAGAGUCCCUUGAGGAUCACUUCCCCUCUGAGAUCCACUUUCCUCUCUCCCUGCCUCUGACCUCUGACCCAGCAGAAGAACAGGAGGAAGAGGAGGAGGAGGAGGAACCCAGGAGGAACCUGCUUGACACCCAGUGCGACACAGUGGCGGUCUCUUGUGACCAUAACUACACAGCAGAGGACUCUGCUCGGCAGAAGAAGCGCAUUGCGCAGCUGUUGGAGCAGUUGGGAAGUCUGAAGAAGAGGCUGAAGACGGCGCAGCAGAAGUGCCGGCGGCAGGAGAGACAACUUAAGAGGCUGAAGGCGGCAUGUGAAACACCAAGGACCUGCCGCAAGGCGCCAGCAGCGUGUGGAGAGGGAUACGUGAUUGUACCAAAACACAUUUACAACCAGUGCUGGGGAAACUACUUUGAAAGCAUCGCUUUGCAAGCUACCAAUUGUUUCACAGUGGAAGAAGUUGAACUACAGCAAAGCUACCCUCGGGAGAAAUCUAGUUUGGUUAACUAGAACUACUUAGAAAAAGUUGGAACUACUUAGUAAAAAAUGAUCAAAUUGACAAUGUACAUGUGAAACGAUAAAACAAAGAAGACAAGUGCAAGCAAAGAAUGGCACUCAAUUAAGUUUAUUGCAAAAAGUGUCCACGUUUUCAGCAAUCAUGCAUAAACCAAAAACAAUAAAAUACCCCAAUAUUCAUGGGAAAGUGC
Messenger RNA from Epinephelus moara (kelp grouper), 1088 nucleotides. RefSeq names its product THAP domain containing, apoptosis associated protein 1 (gene thap1). The record is from RefSeq and is a predicted model, not a curated record. The transcript has 3 exons. NCBI's taxonomy places the organism in Eukaryota, Metazoa, Chordata, Actinopteri, Perciformes, Serranidae. The coding region runs from base 121 to 891 and encodes 256 amino acids. Gene Ontology annotation, molecular function: sequence-specific DNA binding.